UUAAGUAGGAAGGUGUAUGUGUGUGUGUGUGUGUGUAUGUGAAAUGUGUUGUUGAUGCGGAGACUGAAUCGGCACAUAUCUGACAGUAGGAACGGGGUCAGCGGUGAAAAAGAAGGACAUAUUGCAGUCACUUCGUCCCCCUGGUGACUCCUAUGUCUGUCAGCGUGGUGGGUCCAACCCAGAAAAUCCGUCGUUUUACAAUGGGUUGUGGGAGAUCGGCUGAACUCGGAGAAUCCUCUUGCAGCUGUUUAGAGAGCCGGGGAUAGGACCAAGACGUUGUGUUGAACCAAUGAGGGUGGCCUCCUCUCUUUUGUCCUCUGUUUUCGGCCGGGUGUCUGGCAGCCAAGCUGUGCACAGUGCGUAAAUGCGCUCGGAGCAGGCAGACCGAGCUCCGAACAAAUGCUUAAAUCUUGUCUUUUUCUGACACAGUGGUAGUUAAUCGAUUUCUUCAUAGUUCCGCUGAGCGGAUGGAGUGAAUUGUGCAGACGGGGGGAGAGACAGACCGCAGUUUGGUUGCGUGUGAUGAUAGGAGACACAAUGACGCUCUUGUCUCUUUUGGGUCGGAUCAUGCGUUAUUUUCUCCUCAGGCCGGAGACAUUGUUUCUGUUAUGCAUAAGCCUGGCGCUGUGGAGUUAUUUCUUCCACACGGACGAAGUCAAAACCAUCGUCAAGUCCAGCCGGGAUGCGGUGAAGAUGGUGAAGGGGAAAGUGGCGGAGAUGAUGCAGAAUGACCGGCUGGGAGGCCUCAGUGUCCUGGAUGCAGAGUUCUCCAAAACCUGGGAGUUCAAGAAUAACAACGUAGCCGUGUACUCCAUACAAGGGAGGAGAGACCACAUGGAGGAUCGCUUCGAGGUGCUCACCGACAUCACCAACAAGAGCCACCCGUCCAUAUUCGGGAUAUUUGAUGGUCAUGGUGGCGAGGCUGCAGCUGACUAUGUGAAGGCCCACCUGCCCGAGUCCCUGAAGCAGCAGCUGCAGGCCUUUGAGAGAGAGAAAAGAGAGAGCGCUCUCUCGUACGCCAGCAUUCUCGAGCAGCGCAUCCUGGCUGUGGAUCGUGACAUGCUGGACAAGCUCUCUGCAAACCACGAUGAAGCAGGAACGACAUGUCUGAUGGCGCUGCUGUCAGAUAGAGAGCUCACAGUGGCCAACGUUGGAGACUCGCGUGGUGUGUUGUGUGACAAAGAUGGGAAUGCUGUCGCCCUAUCACAUGACCACAAGCCGUAUCAGCUUAAAGAGCGCAAGAGAAUCAAGAGGGCAGGAGGCUUCAUCAGUUUUAAUGGAUCGUGGAGAGUCCAGGGAAUCCUUGCUAUGUCCCGCUCCCUCGGGGAUUACCCACUGAAGAACCUUAACGUAGUCAUUCCCGACCCCGACAUAAUGACCUUUGACCUGGACAAACUGCAGCCAGAGUUCAUGAUCCUGGCCUCUGAUGGCCUGUGGGAUGCCUUCAGUAACGAGGAGGCAGUGCGCUUUGUCCGCGAGCGCCUGGACGAGCCUCACUUUGGUGCCAAGAGCAUCGUCCUACAGUCUUUCUAUCGUGGCUGCCCUGAUAACAUCACCGUCAUGGUAGUGAAGUUUAAAAGUGGAGCAGGGGGGAACAGCAAGGCAGGGGAGUAGGUGAGGGUCGAGUUUAAAGCUUGCGUCAUGAUCAGUAUAUUUUUCUUCCCAUCUUCUGGAUGUAUCAGUAAGUACAUCAUCACGGAAGGACUGGGAGAAGUAUAGAUUUCGACUGGGCUUUUAACUAAUGCACACACAUACAGAGAAAUGUACACACACACAUGCAAUGAUAUGAGAAAAUGAAGCUCAAUUUAAUUUGACCUGAUGGGGAAAAGGGGCAUUUAAAUUCAAUACAGUUCACAGCCAUCUGCUAAACGGAUGAGGAAUUGAUUAAAAUAUUGAAGUACAGUACCAAGACUACCAGACACAGGGGAGGGGGGUGGGGUCUUUUAACCAGCACACAUUAGACUGUGAUGACAUCACUGCUGUUUACUGUACAUGCACACGCACACGAAUGGUACAGGUCCACUGGAGGCUUCUUCAGAGAAGGCUUCAACCAGUGCCUGCACAACAAUUACUGUCCAUCUGCAAAAACACCACCCGGCUUUCUGCAUUUUGAUGAUUCUCUGAUUGUAUGCAUUUGUUAGACUUUCCAACAGGAAUAAUAAUUUCUCAAAUGUAAGAAGACUCCAGUGGAUCCAUACCUCUACUUAAUUUCUGAUGACAAUACACACAUAUGACUUUUGAGUAUUAAGCACCUAUUUUGUGGCUUGAGGAGUGACGGUAAAAGCUUUGGGAGAUUUAUUGUUUUUGCAUUUAUUUAAAAUUCAUGCUCAGUACAGCAGAUUUUAAAACUAAGCAGUCACAUAAAGAGAAGGGGGUAGAAGGUAAGCAGUGACAAGGGCUCGUGGCUUAUUGAGCUGAAAAUUUUCUUUUUAGGUGACGCACAUUUUAAACAUCUUUAAAUUAAAUAUCUUUUUUUAAAGUGAUGCUGGAAGUCAAUUUUGGAGUAUCUGAUAAUUCAUUGACCAAAUAAAUGCUAAAUAAGCCUUUUUUUUAAUAUUGCACACCAAUUUAAUCAACUUAGAAUAGGCAUAAGGUGAUCUGAAUGUCCAUAAUUUUUUCAAAAUGUGUUUUAAUGUUGAGGGUCAGUUGUUUCAUUGCAUUAAAAUUGACAAAAAAAAAAUUCGUUCUGGUUCUUAUCCUUCAAGAUCUCCAAUAGAGUGGACUCAGAUGUUUCUUCAGCUAUUUGAACAUUUACAUCUUGUUCCCAGACAUGGAUUAAGCAUGAUCCUAAACCAUAAACUUUAAUCACUGUUGAUCUUCAUUUAAUUUUUCUUUUAGUCUGGGGCUUGUUUCAAUCCACACCUGGGAAACCUGGUGUUAUUUUCUUCACCUCUGAAGAAUCCUUAAUCAACAUUACCCUAACCGAGUGACUAUAAAGGCUGAAACGUAACAUUUUGAAAGUCUGUAGAAGGUGUGUGAUACUCAAAAGUGAAAUUUGUGUGUGGAAUGUGACUUUAACUACAACACACACAUACACUACAUGAGCCACAAUCUUAUAACCACCUAUCAAAUAUUGUGUGGAUCCUCCUUGCCAAACACCUCUGAUCCAUCAGAGUGUAUUCACUGGAAUUCUGAGAGGUUGGUGUGUGGGACAGGGAUGUUGGCACUGGAUGCUUUGGCUCAUGUGGGUUUCACGGUGGUGGCUCUAAUCUGAUGCCCAGUUGGCUCUCGAUUUUGGGGUCCCUGGAGUUAUUCGUAGGCAGUUUUAUAUAGUGGUUGAAAGUGCGUUGCCUUGCUGGGAGAGGCCAUUCUUGGUCUGCAGCAGUGUUUUAAGUGGGUGAGAUGUCAUCAAGGUUACUUGCUCCACUUGUCAGUGGUUUAAAUGUUGUGGCUUAUACAUGUAACUUCCACAGAAAUACAUAUGGUUCUAAAAAAAAAAAAGCACUUUUCAGAUGUUUAUUUUUUUGGAAUGGUAAAUUCUUACAUAUCAGCAAACGUAAACACUGUUUACCCUCAGCAACGCAAGCGGGUUUCACUCUACGUCGAGCCCGACACUCACCUGUUUGCGAGGCUACGGAGGAAACGCAAACUGUUCCAUUCAAGUGGACUUACACUGUCUGUAUCAGGGCAUGUGCUUCAGCUUAACCAUGUUCACGAACGAAUGACCUAACGGCGUGCAGCAACGGACACUGGUGGCUGUCUUCGACCUGCGAAGCACACGAAGCGAGGAGGUGCAACGGACACACCUCGACCACGAAAGACUAAAAGACUAAACGAUGUCGCAUCACGAACUGUACAGCUGCAGCCAGAAUGCUUGUGAUUAGAAAUACAAUAUGCUCCCGAAGCAAUACAACUGGUGUCAAUGACGCAGUCUGUCAAGGAAAGUUACCGUAAACCGUGCUUGAUUUACUGCUGUUUUAAAUUCACCUUUUACCACUGUGUAUCAUGACUUCAUCAGUCGAGAGAGGGGAGUUUUGUUCCUUUUGUUUUCUUUCUUUUAUUUUAACAGUUUACCCAAUGCCUUAUUUAUUGUUAUGUUUUUUGGAUGUCUCAGGCAGAUUGCCAAACCAGUAUGAUGUAUUUUCAGUUUUGUCCUUCUGUACAUGAGCAGAAGUUUACAAUAAAACAAAUACCCGUGAUUUUAACGU
Haplochromis burtoni (Burton's mouthbrooder) is the source of this 4148-nucleotide messenger RNA. It is a transcript of the gene ppm1la, whose product is annotated as protein phosphatase, Mg2+/Mn2+ dependent, 1La. The coding region runs from base 523 to 1614 and encodes 363 amino acids. Gene Ontology annotation, biological process: positive regulation of canonical Wnt signaling pathway; negative regulation of canonical NF-kappaB signal transduction; protein dephosphorylation. NCBI's taxonomy places the organism in Eukaryota, Metazoa, Chordata, Actinopteri, Cichliformes, Cichlidae. The record is from RefSeq and is a predicted model, not a curated record. Gene Ontology annotation, cellular component: nucleus; cytosol. Gene Ontology annotation, molecular function: cation binding; protein serine/threonine phosphatase activity. The transcript is spliced from 4 exons.